UUUGGUGUCUCGUUCUCAGAAGUAGACACCACAAGCUAUUCCAUUCUAAGAAAUUUUUACGAUUUCAUCUCAACACUAUUACAAAGAUAUUUUAGACAUGGUUGGGCCAGGAUUAAUGCCGUUCAUACACUUCUUUGUGUACCUUAAUCUUCCAGAGAGUUGUUGAGGGAGGUUUAUUAGUAAACCACACCUUGCAAGUAGAGCUCUUUUCACAACUUCGCCGGACUAUCCUCCCUUCAUUUCAUCUGUCAUCUAUAUAGGGCGUGUGGUGUGCCUUGUACAUAGCUAUAAGUUGCAGGUUUACAUAAAUAUUCAUGGAAGUCCUCAAUUUGCAGGCUGUUCAACUCCGUUAUCCAUCUGCUCUGAGUAAUAAUUUGAACCAUUGUGGUAUUCGUAAGAUCAAGUACAAUAAUACUAUCAACAGUAAUGUUCGUUAUACAGUAAUUCGUUGUGGAAUUGAUGAACCAUCUGGGAAACCAGCUCCAUUUGGGGAGAAAACGAAAUACAAUGAUGGUAUUUUCGAGAAGAUCUUUAUGGGUUUGUUUGCACGCAAGAUGGAGAAGUUUGCUGCUAAAGGAGGCAGCAGAGGAGAACUAGGCCUGCUGGAUUAUAACUAUGACAGUUUUGUAGAUGUAUCUAAGAGAGUAAUGCAAGGUAGAUCUCGCUUACAACAACAAGAAGUCGUUAGAGAGGUCCUCAUUUCUAUGCUCCCUCCCGGUGCUCCAGAACAGUUCCGAAAAUUGUUUCCACCAACGAAGUGGGCGGCAGAGUUCAAUGCAGCACUUACUGUCCCCUUCUUCCACUGGUUAGUUGGGCCAUCCGAGGUUAUAGAGGUGGAGAUAAAUGGGGAGAAACAGAGAAGUGGAGUCCUUAUAAAGAAGUGCAGGUACCUAGAGAACAGCGGGUGCGUAGGACAGUGCGUUAAUAUGUGCAAAAUUCCCACACAAGAUUUCUUUACAAAUGAAUUUGGGCUUCCACUAACGAUGAUCCCAAAUUUUGAGGAUAUGAGUUGUGAGAUGGUGUAUGGCCAAGUUCCACCUCCAUUUGAAGAGGAUCCUGUCUCCAAACAGCCUUGUUAUGCAAACAUCUGUCCUAUAGCAAAUCCAAAUUCUAGUAUGUGCCCAAAACUGCAGUCGUGAGAAGAAGGGAUAAGAGAGCGAAAGGGGCGAUUUUGCUGAACACACUCAAUUGUAAGCAAAGAGGCUGAGGGUUAACGAUCAACAAACAAUUGAGUGAAAUUCUUCUUCUUUUUUUUGGCACGAAGGCGAGCAUUAUGUGAAGAGGAAAUUGGAGUGUGUACUUGUAACUGUAACCUGAAAUGAAAGAAAGGUACAAAACUGCACAACUUUAAGAAAAAUACACAAAAACUCCUAUAGAUUCUUCGAUC
This is a messenger RNA of Papaver somniferum (opium poppy), 1387 nucleotides long. Its product is annotated as beta-carotene isomerase D27, chloroplastic. The transcript is spliced from 6 exons. Gene Ontology annotation, molecular function: iron ion binding. Lineage: Eukaryota; Viridiplantae; Streptophyta; Magnoliopsida; Ranunculales; Papaveraceae. The coding region runs from base 315 to 1139 and encodes 274 amino acids. The record is from RefSeq and is a predicted model, not a curated record.